Messenger RNA from Drosophila willistoni, 2598 nucleotides. It is a transcript of the gene RnrL, whose product is annotated as ribonucleoside-diphosphate reductase large subunit. Gene Ontology annotation, cellular component: ribonucleoside-diphosphate reductase complex. Lineage: Eukaryota; Metazoa; Arthropoda; Insecta; Diptera; Drosophilidae. The coding region runs from base 72 to 2498 and encodes 808 amino acids. Gene Ontology annotation, biological process: DNA replication; deoxyribonucleotide biosynthetic process. The record is from RefSeq and is a predicted model, not a curated record. Gene Ontology annotation, molecular function: ribonucleoside-diphosphate reductase activity, thioredoxin disulfide as acceptor; ATP binding. The transcript is spliced from 4 exons.
UUUGGCUUUACUACUUUACUACAAAACUCAUUUAAAGAAUUACAUUUGUUCGAAUUAUCAGUUGUUAAGUCAUGAAGACGACAAAAUUAUACGUUGUUAAAAGAGAUGGGAGGAAGGAGGAAGUUCAUUUCGACAAAAUUACGUCGAGGAUUCAAAAAUUAUGUUAUAAUUUAAACAUGGACUUUGUUGACCCGGUUUCAAUUACGCUUCAAGUAAUUAAUGGACUAUAUUGUGGUGUAACUACUCAAGAACUGGACAACUUAGCUGCAGAAAUUGCAGCCGGUUUAACUUGCAAUCAUGCAGACUAUGCAAUUUUAGCUGCCAGAAUAGCUGUUUCAAAUCUUCACAAGGAAACAAAAAAAGUGUUUUCCGAGGUUUUCGAAGAGCUAUACCAUCAUGUCAAUAAAGAGACGAAUAAUCCUUCUCCAAUGGUCUCUAGUUAUCAUUAUAACAUCGUUAAAAAUAAUGCAGACCGUUUAAACUCGGCCAUGAUAUAUGAUCGUGAUUUUGGCUAUAACUAUUUUGGAUUUAAAACUCUAGAGCGUUCAUAUUUGCUUAAAAUAAAUGGAAAAGUUGCUGAGCGGCCACAGCACAUGCUAAUGCGAGUAGCCAUUGGAAUACAUGGCGAAGAUAUUGAUGCAGCUGUUGAAACGUACAACUUACUUUCAGAGCGAUAUUUUACUCAUGCAUCUCCAACACUUUUUGCUGCUGCCACAAAUCGUCCUCAGCUAUCGUCAUGCUUUCUCUUAACAAUGACGUCUGAUUCUAUAGAAGGUAUAUUCAAAACAGUAGAACAGUGUGCAAUGAUAUCUAAGUCGGCUGGUGGGAUUGGACUAAACGUACAUUGCAUUCGUGCUAAAGGAACUUCGAUAUGCGGUACAAAUGGCACUUCCAACGGAUUAGUGCCUAUGCUAAGAGUAUUCAAUAAUGUUGCGCGCUAUGUGGAUCAGGGUGGUGGUAAGAGACCUGGUGCUUUUGCCAUAUACUUGGAGCCGUGGCACUCGGACAUCUUCGAAUUUUUAGAUUUAAAAAGAAACACCGGAAAGGAAGAGCAUCGUGCGAGGGAUCUAUUUUAUGCGCUAUGGAUUCCUGAUUUAUUCAUGAAGCGUGUUGAAGCAAAUGAAGAUUGGUCGUUGAUGUGUCCUCAUAAAUGUCCAGGUCUAGAAGAUGUUUGGGGAGACAAAUUUGAAGAGCUUUACGUUAAAUAUGAGAAGGAAGGAUUAGCAAAUCGCAUUGUAAAAGCGCAAUCAUUAUGGUUUGCAAUCAUUGAAUCACAGGUGGAAACUGGUAAUCCAUACAUGCUGUUUAAAGAUUCUUGCAAUAAAAAAAGUAAUCAGCAAAACGUGGGAACCAUUAAGUGUAGUAACUUAUGCACAGAAGUUGUUGAAUACUCAGCCCCUGAUGAAAUCGCUGUGUGCAAUUUGGCUUCAAUUGCGCUUAAUAUGUUUGUAACAACGGAUAAAACCUAUGAUUUUAAGAAACUUAAGGAAGUAACCAAAAUUGUUGCGAAAAAUUUGAAUAAAAUAAUAGAUGUCAACUAUUAUCCUUUGCCAGAAGCCAAGAAGUCAAAUUUAAAGCACCGUCCAAUUGGUAUUGGUGUUCAAGGUCUAGCUGAUGCUUUAAUUUUAAUGAGACUCCCAUACGAGAGCAAACAAGCUUGCUUGUUAAACCAACAGAUAUUUGAAACAAUUUACUUUGGAGCCUUGGAAGCUAGUUGUGAACUUGCCCAAAUGUAUGGUCCAUAUGAAACUUUUAAGGGAUCUCCAGCGAGUAGGGGUAUUUUGCAGUAUGAUAUGUGGAAUAAGAAACCAUCUGAUUUAUGGGAUUGGAACAAACUUAAGGCCGCUAUUAAGGAACACGGCAUUAGAAACUCAUUGCUUGUGGCGCCAAUGCCUACUGCUUCCACUGCGCAAAUCAUGGGAAACAAUGAAUCAUUCGAGCCCUAUACCACAAAUAUAUAUACGAGACGCGUUUUGUCUGGUGAAUUUCAGGUAGUCAACCAUCACUUGUUACGAGAUUUAACGGAACUUGACCUAUGGGAUGAUGAUAUGAAAAAUAAAAUAGUUUCAAGCCGCGGAUCCAUUCAAAAUAUUGAAGUUAUCCCUCAAAAUGUGCGCGACUUGUACAAAACAGUAUGGGAAAUAUCAGUGAAGUCCACGAUUAAAAUGGCGGCUGACAGAGGAGCAUUCAUAGAUCAAAGUCAGUCUUUUAAUAUUCACGUGGCGGAGCCAAACUACGGAAAAUUAACUUCAAUACAUUUCUACUCUUGGAAAUCUGGACUCAAAACUGGAAUGUACUAUCUACGCACAAAGCCAGCAGCACAUGCUAUUCAAUUUACAGUAGAUAAAAAUGCAAGUGCUACAAUUAUAAGCAGUCAAAAUGGGUCGAUUAAAGCAGAAGAAAAAAAUGUUGAUACUGAAUUGUAUCGAGAACGUAGAAUGUCAGAAAUGGUUUGUUCACUUGAAAACAAGGAUGCAUGCAUGUCGUGUGGAUCUUAGUUUUAGAUCUGAGGUGGUCGAUGAAAAAUACAUAUAUUUUACACCUUUCUAAUAUUGUUAAAUCAAGCAUUUAUAAAUAAAAUCUAUGGAUUACCCGAAA